Trichoderma atroviride IMI 206040 is the source of this 3636-nucleotide messenger RNA. NCBI's taxonomy places the organism in Eukaryota, Fungi, Ascomycota, Sordariomycetes, Hypocreales, Hypocreaceae. The record is from RefSeq and is a predicted model, not a curated record.
AUGCUUAUCUGCAGUGAUGCUGUGAAUCGUGCUACAACGGCGAUGCUUUGCGAUGAGUUUGCAGAAUUCUACAUUACAUGCAAUCCUCCGCUGCUGCCACGAGGCGUCAAGCACAUCAUCAAUUCAGUCAAGUCAGCCUGUACGAAUGGCGAGCUGUAUGAAAUUCUAUACGAGCCGGACAUCCCAUGGUUCAAGUGUUUUACCAUGGGCAAGCACAAAGAAUCUGUGACUCGCAUUAUUCAAGACCUUAUGCUUGAAUUGGUGAACCUUGAAGUUGCCCGUCCUGACUUUGAUGUCCAAAAAGACGUGGUUGACACCGACGUUCUUCAAGCUGAUGCCACAAUGAAAGCGCCGGAACCACGUUUGGCAUCAUGGAUGGUGUAUCAAUCACACGGUACAGACAAAUAUGAUGAAUUCAUUGAGUACCAAUAUCCAGCGUUCAUGGCCUCUCUUCCACACAAGGCAAUUUGGAGAGGACUUGAGAACUCAAGUGGCUCUUUUGAGAAUUUCUUAUCUGCAUUCCGCCUUCUAAUCAAAUCCGAGAAUGCUCCAGCCACCACCGCCGACUUUGCUCUUUGUAAUGAUUGUCAAAUCACUUGCAAUAUGAGACAAAAUCUGGUAUACAUCGGAUCUUCUACUUCAGCGGCGGCCCUCAAGAAGGUGCUUAGAAAGCUUGAAACAAUGCUGAAUCUCUUGUCAACCAAGGUCAAGGUAGUAACACACUCCAUUCUGCCUGAAGGACCAGAAGAUGUCCGACUCGCAUACAGAUGGCUGCACCGGAUUGGAUUGCACCAGGCGACGUUUGCCGUUCCAUGCGGCAAUCUUACCAUAGCAAAUGAGUACGCAUUGCUUCUGAAUGCGGCUGCCAUCCGAAUGGAGAAGAAGAACAAGGUUGGGCGCUGGGUACCUGAUGAAACUGUAUACCCAUUGCAAAGUGCACCGAAAACCAACGUGGGACAAGGAUUUAAAGUCUUCAAGAACUUUCAUCCCCGUCCCAAGCCACGAUUUGCGGACAUUCGCCCGAUGCCAUAUGGACCACAGCCUGCAGGGAAAGAGGCCUCUUCGUCCGCAGAAGCACAAGAACCCAAACCAGAUGCAGGCAAUAUGGAGUCGGCUAUGCUCGGACAAGGAGCUGAAGAUUGCCACGGAGCCCCGGGCCCAGAGCUUUCCGGCGGGGAAAAUCUUCCUCUCGACGAAAAGCCGCCUAUCUUAGGUCGACAGACUCAUACAUCUGCAGUCAAAGAAGAAGAUUCAGCAGAACUUGUACAGAGAUCGCGCUUUGUUGAGACAUUACUUCUAAAUUCUCCCCCACCACAGUCAUAUCGCGACAACCUUAUAGACUGGGUAGAAGGCGUAGAAGACGUGGCUCCAUCUGAGUCUGAGAUAAAUGACUUCAAACAAGAUGAGCUUCUCAUCUCCUUUGAUGCGUCAAGCAACGAGUCUCUGGGCGGUAUCGAAGCUUUCAAUGCUAUGGAACCAAGCCCAAUGAACGAUGAGCUUCGAAGUCUUCACGAAGGAAUCAUGCAACUUGAUCAAUUUGAACAAUCUGAUGAUCUGAUAUUGCUGGAUAACGAACCAGAAGCCCCAAGAGCGAAUAUUGUGCGAAAAUCAGAUAACGACCUAGCUGAUAUGUGUCUCUUGAGCGGCGAAAUACCUCAAAUCGAGAACGCGUUUUGUCCUGUGCUGGACAAAGACGCCACAGCGUUGGACGAGAGCAAUCCUCUUGAAGCUUGGAAGAUGAAUGCAUUUUCUGAUGGCUUGGUUCGUUUUGGACUAAUAGAAGAAACACCGAGAAAAGUCUACCGAACAAUGAAUCAACAAGCAGGCCGUGCCAACAGCAAAGCAACCAAGGGGUCUGCUCCUCACCAGCUUGAAGAAGCUGCAUGCCGAGAGCGUAUACAAAAGAAACUCGACGCUCUUGGACCUCCUACUGAACAGAAGAGCGAAGUGAAAGAUGUGCCCAAGACCCGUGAGGUGAGCCAGGACUCGGUAUCUGGCCCGCCUGCUGAAAAACCGUCGGCGGUUAAGAACCCUCCAAGUCAAGCGGAUUCUAGUAAAGAUGACAUAUUUACUAUAACCCGUAUUGAAAAGCCCGCAUUGAGCCAGAAAAACAUUUCACUGGCAAACGUCGUCCUACCUGGCCCUGCAGCCAGGCGGCUAUUACACAGCCAAGUCACAGAGUCUUCCAAUGUCUGUGGGAGUUCUGCACCUCGGCGUCGUUCUCCUGGAAAGAGUAGUGUUGCUACAGUAGGAGAGCGCCCGACUGUUAGAGCACCGGCUAAAAGAGGACCAAAUCCAGUGUGUGAAGAUGAAUUCCCACCACUUGGAGGAGGUCCAUCGUCGUCAAAGAAACAGCUGUCGAGCUCUCGGCCUCCGCAAAAGUGGCAGACAGUUGCCAAUUUACAAACUACCAAUGAGCAAGUGCGACCCUUAUCGACUGAGGUAUUCCCUUUGACAAGUGGUGUGGGUAAGAGAAAGUCCAAGGAGCCGAAAGACACCAUUCCCGAAAAUCACUUUGACUACGCUGUGCCACAGAAGAGUGACAUUUUGCGUCGUUCGGAAGACUGUCUCAAAGCAAUGUCGCAGGUCCUUGAGCCAUCUCCGGGUCACGUUUCAUUAGAAGUUAUUUUUGGACGCAUCUAUAUCAAAAAGCUGGCUCCAAGUAUGGUGAAAGAUAGCGCUUCUGAGUAUUCAUAUCAAUCAGUCACUGAGGCGGCCAACUUUUUGAACGGCUCUAAAUUUCCACCGGAUUGUGUCGGCUUCUCCCCGAUUCUAUCGACCAUGGGAGGUGAUGCAGAUCUGCUCGCCAAUAUUACGCCGCCGGGCGAUUUGCCAUGGCGCCUGUCUGAGAGAGAAAUCUGGUACGAUUUUCAGUGCAAACUUCCUGACUCUCGAGAUGAAUCCUUCGUCCUUGAGCUGAACGCCAAGACAUUCCAAUAUCGAUGCAGGGGCCCACGUAAGGAGCUUUUCUCCAUGUACAUGCACUGUCCUGGGAGAGCUUGGGACAUGAAGGCUCGUGGAGCUCGGUCUUCUGCUCUGGGAGGCGAGGCGAGAUUCGUAUGUUUUGCUGCGUCUCUGUUUGAGCAUAUGGCCAUCCAUGUCAAUGACAACAAUGGCGAUGUAACAAUCGAAUUUUCCGAGAAUGCAGGUCUCAACACCGCCGUCAAAAGCAUCACCAUGCGCCAAGUGGCAGAAUAUCGCCACCAAGGGAAAGCCGAUAAUUCCCUUCUCUCCAUCACGAUGAAGUAUAUAUUGAAAGAGGGCAUCUCUCCAGUCAUGUGCGACCGUAAUCGGAUUAAAAUAGCAGACAGGAGAAAUUUUACCACUCCUGACGGCUCAGCGAACAGCGCUUUGCCUCAUCAAUAUAUGGAAGCGAGUAUAACGUCUGCUCGUCUCUCCUCUUUGUUUGAGGAGAAUGUUCAGCUCGAGAGCGGUAACAAGGCUGCUUGGGAUAUGGACCUCCUCGACGGUGAAGGCGUUUUUGGAGAUAUACUUCGGCCAGCGUUUGGUAUGGUCACGCACAUGGAUUCAAUCGGGGCGUCAAAUAAUACCAGGAGAUAUGUCAGUAACACUGACGCAUUUCACGAGCCAGUUGUUGUUUCGACUGGCAAAAAGAAGAUGAUGGAGUUUUGGUGA